Messenger RNA from Galeopterus variegatus (Sunda flying lemur), 5465 nucleotides. RefSeq names its product putative coiled-coil domain-containing protein 144C. NCBI's taxonomy places the organism in Eukaryota, Metazoa, Chordata, Mammalia, Dermoptera, Cynocephalidae. The record is from RefSeq and is a predicted model, not a curated record. Gene Ontology annotation, molecular function: protein binding.
ACAUAGUUGAUGAAAGGCAACUUUUAAACAGAAAACAUCUGGCUAAAGUUGCCUCAAACUUAGGAAAGCGCUGACCUGUAGCCAUGGUAACAAGUAGCCAACCAGAACCAGCUUUAAAUCUACUUAGUGACUGCUGACAUCACUUACCAACCAUUGGACGGGUCCCUGCCCUUGCCCACUGAGAACCUUUGGCCACCAGGGUUCUGAGCACGUGCACAUUUGUGUUUAGUCCCGUUGCUUGGUUACAGUCACAAAACUGGAUGCUUCCAGUUGGGCUGUUGUGGCGGAGCGGUUGGCUUAUCCAUAAUAAUAUCUAAUAGUAUUUAAUAAUAUUGGGCUUCAGAGGCGGGUAAUAGCUGAGCGGGGAGGUGAGGCGUCUCUGAAGCUGGUAUCUUCCACCAUGGAGGAGCCUUCUGGCUGGUGCAGGAAGAAGGGCCAGUCCCCUUUGGUCUCCUCCACCAGUCUAAAGAAAAGCAGUGUGGACACUAAGUGGUUGAGAAAGAGAAUCAGAUACUUUCGACUUAGGUACCAACAUGGAAAUCUGGGAAAGAUCCAUGUAGCUGCCAGAAGGGGUGAUGUGGAAAAAGUACGGCAGGUCCUUCUGCGCGGAGAAGGUGGCCUGAACGACAGAGACUGGAAGGAUAGGACCGCGCUACACUGGGCCUGUGCACUGGGUCAUCACGAAGUGGUAGCUCUCCUAGCAGAGAAAAAAUGUGAUAUUAACCUCUACAACAGCAGAAGGAAGACAGCUCUGAUGAAGAGCUCGCUCACUCCGCUUUUACUUGCUAUACUAAAAAACAGACAACCAAUGGUGGAAUUUUUAGUACAGAACGGAGCAAAUAUACACGCAACUGACAACAUGAGGAGAACAGCCCUCAUGUUUGCGGUAACUCACAAAUCAACAAAAAUAGUCAGGCUUCUUCUUGAGCGAGGCAUUAAUGCCUUUUCUGAAGAUAUCUAUGGACGGACUGCAGACGUAUAUGCUGCUGCUAGUGGUCAUUUCACGCAUUGCGAUGUAAUUUUUGAACUUGCACUGGAACGGGAACUUAUAGAGAAUACCAAUCCAAAGUCUCCUGACAAAUAUCCUAACUUGAAGGGUUUGGUUAGGAGUGUGGUCAUUGUACACGGCAGAUUACUUGUAGGUUUGUCAGCAGAACAAGACUUUAAAAUGACAGCAGACAAAGAGCAAGAAAGGCUUGAUGGAAGUGAAAGUAAGCAUCCACAGGUGCAAAAAAUGUCUCAAGAACCAGAAAUGAAUAAGGAUUGUAAUAGAGAGGAUGUAUCUGUAUAUUCAGGACCUCCUUUCAUGCAAAACUAUGAGGAAAUGUCAAUUCAAGAAGAAAAAUUAGAGUGGAAGAAUAACUCAAAAUUUAUCACCGAUGAGUUAAACCAGAGGUUUGGUGAAAUGUGUGAAAAAUACAAAAUUACUGCUUGUCCUGAGGAAGAGCCACUACAUGAUAAUUCUAAAGGAGGAGCCGAUUUAAAGGAAAUACCCUCUAAUUUGACAAAAGAUAUAGUUGAUUGUGUGGGAAGUAAUGUACUUGGAAUCUCUGUAGAACUCCAGGCACUUCCUGAACAAAAAGAAGACCCCAGUCUCAAAGAUAUCUUUCCAUCUCAUUCACACUCUGGGUCCACAGAAUACACUUGCCAGUCAUCUUCUAAGCUUUAUUUAAAUGAAAAUAAAUUAGAUGGUGAAAACGAUAACAAACUAGACACUGAGUAUGUUUUUAACACAAAUGAGGAGAAUUUUUAUAGUGAUACAGAAAAUAAAAAAGGAAGGAAUCCAGAAGUGGUUACAGUUGAAGUAAAGGAACACCAAGAGUUUGAUAUGCAAAUGACAGAAAAUAUGAUCCAGAACACCAGUAAUGGGAAAUUAGACACUGGACAUGUGCCGCAGUCUAGGGACCCAAAGAGCCUCGUUGAAGUAAAGGAACACCAAGAGUUUGAUAUGCAAAUGACAGAAAAUAUGAUCCAGAACACCAGUAAUGGGAAAUUAGACACUGGACAUGUGCCGCAGUCUAGGGACCCAAAGAGCCUCGUUGAAGUAAAGGAACACCAAGAGUUUGAUAUGCAAAUGACAGAAAAUAUGAUCCAGAACACCAGUAAUGGGAAAUUAGACACUGGACAUGUGCCGCAGUCUAGGGACCCAAAGAGCCUCGUUGAAGUAAAGGAACACCAAGAGUUUGAUAUGCAAAUGACAGAAAAUAUGAUCCAGAACACCAGUAAUGGGAAAUUAGACACUGGACAUGUGCCGCAGUCUAGGGACCCAAAGAGCCUCGUUGAAGUAAAGGAACACCAAGAGUUUGAUAUGCAAAUGACAGAAAAUAUGAUCCAGAACACCAGUAAUGGGAAAUUAGACACUGGACAUGUGCCCCAGUCUAGGGAUCCAAAGAGCCUUUUUGAUGUGUGGCUUACGCACUGGAAAAAAGUGAAGUCUGUGUUUCAAAUAAAAAGACAUAGUCCUUCUGCUGAUACAGACCCUUACAAGAAAGAAAAAGAGACACAGGACAUGUUCCAGAAGCCACUGCAUGAUAAUUUCAAAAGCAUGAAACCUGAAUUAGAAAAUGUGAAUUCUUCUCCACCACAUAGUGACAGAAGAUCAAAAUUAUGUCUAAGUGAAGAAUUGCAGCAAGAUAUGCAAAAGUUUAAGAGUGAGACAGGCAGGUCCCAAGUCGAGUUCCUGGCUUUGGAUAAAGAUCAAGUUCAAGAAGAGGUUGAUGAAGAAAAGAAUCACAAAACUAAUGAAAUGAAAAUAUCAGAAAACCUGUAUGAUGGUGCUGCUGCUGCUGAUGAUGAUAAUGUAUUAAUUCAACACGGAAAGAAUGGAAGAGCUGAUAACCAGCAAUUUCCCAGUGAGGACAAUGAAGAGUAUGAUAGCAAUCCUGACUUACAUAUGAUGGAAGGAAAGAAAAAUGAAGAUGAAAAACGGACCUCAAAAUUUUCUGUGAUUGCACCAACGUUGGACCAGGCCGAUUCGCUAACUGGUGGUCCACUGCAAGUGAAUGGUGACAACGACUUAGGUAGAAUAGAUCAGGAUGAUGGAAGAUUUGCCUUAAAACAAGAAAAAGAAAAGACUACAGAUGCUGACAUGCUGUGUGACGAGCUUACAGAACCGUUACAGAGAACAGAAGAGUGGCCCAGUGCAGACGCCACAGUGAGACAACGACUCGAAAUGACUCUGAGGACCCGAGAUGCGGAACUGAGGCCUGCCAGAGACAAUCUGAAUCAGGUUUAUGAUAGUCAUAAAAAAGAUCUGUUGCAUAAAAAUCACACGUUGCAGGAUGAAAUUCCCAUGCUAAGACUGGAAUUAGACACAAUUAAAAGUCAGUACCGGGAGAAGGAAAAGAAAUAUUGCAAGGACAUUGAAAUUGUAGAAGAAAAGAAUGAAGACCUUCAAAAGACAGUAAAAUGGGAGAGGGAAACAUCCACAAUAACAAUGUUCCAGUGUAGUGGACAGCUGAGUGUUCUGACAGCUGAGAACACAAUGCUAAAUUCUAAACUGGAGGAUGAAAACCAAAACAAGGAAAGGCUGGAAACAGAAGUUGAACCAUGCAAUUCUAGACGGGUUGCUGCUAUACAGGAUCAUGAUCAAAGGCAGGCAUCUGAAAGGGAUCUAGACCUUGCUUUCCAGAGAGUAAGACGUAAGUGGUUAUAUUUACAGGAACAAGUGAAUUUUGACAUGUCUGUCAUAGAAGAUCAGACUGAAUUUCUUUCUCAAAAACUUUAUGAAGCUGAAAAUAAUAAUAAUAGCCUAGAAAUUGAGCUCUGUCACACAAGAGAUGCUCUCAGAGAAGUGACUUUGGUCUUAGGAUGUGUGCAAAGAGAUCUAAGCCAAACAAAGUGUCAAAUGAAGGAAAUUGAACACUUGUAUCAAAACAAACAAGGCAAAGUGAAUAAACGCAUUGGAGAGCAGGAAUCUGUAGAGGAGAGAUUAUCUCAACUGCAACAUGAAAAUAGUUUUCUUCCACAGCAACUGGAUGAUGCUCACAACAAAGCUGAUCAUGAAGCAGAGAUAGUAGUCCAGUGCCAGUGUUGUGAUACUGUAAGAACACUUCAAGUUCAGAGUAAAAAGCCCAGUCUUGUACUAGAAGACGGAAACAAGGAGCUCAUCAAUGAAUGUAACCACUUAAAAGGAAAGCUGCAUCAGCAUGGAGAUGAGAACGUAGAAAGAGAAGGUGAUGGUCUUACAGCACAGGUGGAAGCUGCAUCCUCAGACUGUCUACAUCUGGAUGAAAAGAAUCGGGUUCUUCAACAAAAGUUAUUACCUUUGAAAACAAUACAAAAGAAAUGUGAAGAACUAGAGAAGGAGAAAGAGCAGUUGGAACAAGUAGUAGUGGACCUCAAAAGACAUAUGGAAAAGAACAUGAUAGAACAUGGCCAAACAGAGCAGUACAAACGGGAGAUUAACGAAAGAGUAAUACAGGAUAUGGUGGAAAAAUUAAAACAAGUCAAUCUGUUUUUACAGGAACAAGCAGCAUCUAGAGAAAAUUCAGAAAAGUUGAUAGAGGAUCAUAAUGCUUCAGUAAGAAGACAGAUGGAACUCACAAUUAAAUAUCUGGAAUUUAAACUCUUCAAAAUGAAAAAUUCUCAAGAUGAUUCUUAUGAAACAGAAUUGGCAACAUAUAAGCAACUCUAUCUAGAAGAAUUAAAAGCCAGAAAAUCAUUGUCAAUUGAACUAAGCAUUGUUAAUGAGAGGCUGGCAGAGUUCAAUAUGCUUCUUAUGGGGAAAGAGCAGCACACAUCUUUAGUCAGCACUUCUGCUGUUACUACGAGACCUGUCCUGGAGUCACCUGGUGCGGCAAUUACUAAUCAUCAUUUAGCACUCAACAGAAAUCAUUUUCCAAGAGAAAACUUAGUGAUUCCUACCUCAACCCUGUGGCCUUCAAAUAACAGCUUGGAGAACUCCUUGGCCACAGUUAGUUAUAUUAUCUCUUUCUUUAGGCUUUCAGAUUUCUGAUAUAAUUCUCGUUUUUAAUUUGGUGAAAUACUGAGGUGUUUAAUUGACUUAGGUAUAUUAAGUAAAGGUCAUAAUUACCUGUGUUCAUAAGUAAAGGAGACAGAAAUUUUACUUUUUUUAAAAAAAAAUGUCACGAGCUCACUUUUAUGAGUAAAUUUGUUAACUUUAUUCAAUAAAUAUAACUAAACUGACAUAUUUUAUAUUUCUUUAAAAGCUGUAUUUAACUAGAUUUUAGAAAUUGAAUAUUAUUGCCUGAUAACUAAAGGUGUACUUUGAGAUACUUUGGCUUACUUUCUAAUUGAUUUUAGUUUGGCUGUGGUUCAUAACACUUUUAAAGUUUUUCUGCACCGGCCCAUGUUUCCACCCCUAACCGUAAGUGAAUGAUCAGCAUCCAAACACUCCACCCUGUGUGGGUGUGUAUUGCUUAAAGGAAUCCUGGAGAAAUCCUUUUUAUAAAUCACAUAAACCUGUAACAAUAAAAAGGUUCAUUUCUGCUUUUAAGUUAAAA